Molecule: messenger RNA, 393 nt
Organism: Ostertagia ostertagi
Lineage: Eukaryota; Metazoa; Nematoda; Chromadorea; Rhabditida; Trichostrongylidae
Source: the annotation of a GenBank genome assembly
GUGUCGACUACUACGACAUUCCCAAAUGCAACCUAUGUGAAGUCGAAUGUGAGUAUCGUUUACCAUGCGUAUAACUCUUACGGUCAAGGCUUCAGUAAUGGUGCUUUGUCAUGGCUACAAAAGAAGAACAAGUCGUGGACUAAGGCGCAUAUGAAGUCGAAUUUCCUUGCGAUUAAUGUAUUUUUCCGAGAUAUGUCAUAUACCGAAUAUGUUCAACUGCAAGGGACGUCGCUCACAGAGACUCUCAGUGACAUUGGUGGGAACAUGGGUAUGUUUCUGGGCAUGAGCCUUCUUACGCUGAUUGAAGUGCUUCUGUACUGCUCAAAAGUCGGUUGGAUAACAUUCUCGAAGAAAAGAAGGGACUACAUGUACCGCAAGAGGGCACAGGAAAAG